Elgaria multicarinata webbii is the source of this 1440-nucleotide messenger RNA. RefSeq names its product isocitrate dehydrogenase (NAD(+)) 3 non-catalytic subunit gamma (gene IDH3G). Bases 44 to 1210 code for a protein of 388 amino acids. The record is from RefSeq and is a predicted model, not a curated record. Gene Ontology annotation, molecular function: magnesium ion binding; oxidoreductase activity, acting on the CH-OH group of donors, NAD or NADP as acceptor; NAD binding. NCBI's taxonomy places the organism in Eukaryota, Metazoa, Chordata, Lepidosauria, Squamata, Anguidae. Gene Ontology annotation, cellular component: mitochondrion. Gene Ontology annotation, biological process: tricarboxylic acid cycle; isocitrate metabolic process. The transcript is spliced from 14 exons.
CUUCAAUUCUACGCCUAAACCCCCCACACAAGGAGACUCAAGGAUGGCAGCUUCGAUAGUCCUGAGCACCACGAGACAACUCUGGAGGCCGGUCUUGCUGGCGCCUCGUUCGGUGCAGGUUCUAACAGAUGGCAAUCGCAGGAACUUGGCCUCGCAACAGACGAUUCCUCCCCCUGCCAAAUAUGGGGGACGCCACACCGUGACUAUGAUCCCCGGAGAUGGGAUUGGACCAGAACUCAUGCUUCACGUCAAGGAACUGUUCAGGCAUGCCUGUGUGCCCGUGGACUUUGAGGAAGUUCUGGUGAGCUCGGAGGCCUCAGGAGAGGACAUAAAGAACGCCCUCAUGGCUAUCCGGCGUAACCGUGUCGCCCUGAAAGGAAACAUUGAGACGAACCAUAACCUGCCGCCUUCCCACAAGUCCCGGAACAACAUACUGCGCACGAAUCUGGAUCUCUUUGCCAACUUGAUCCAUUGCAAGAGCCUUCCAGGAGUGGCAACCAGACACCAUGACAUCGACAUCCUGAUAGUUCGGGAGAACACGGAGGGGGAGUACAGCAGCCUGGAGCAUGAGAGUGUGUCUGGCGUAGUGGAGAGCCUGAAGAUCAUUACGAAGACCAAGUCGCUGCGCAUUGCAGAAUAUGCCUUCAAGUUGGCCAAUGAGACCGGUCGCAAGAAGGUGACAGCUGUCCACAAGGCCAACAUCAUGAAGCUGGGGGACGGACUCUUCCUGCAGUGCUGCAAAGAGGUGGCCGCUGGCUACCCAAACAUCACCUUCGAGAGCAUGAUUGUUGACAACACCACGAUGCAGCUGGUGUCCCGCCCACAGCAGUUUGACGUCAUGGUUAUGCCCAAUCUCUAUGGCAACAUCGUCAACAACGUCUGUGCUGGACUGGUUGGGGGUCCGGGCCUGGUGCCGGGGGCCAACUACGGGCGUGACUAUGCAGUUUUUGAAACGGCCACACGCAAUACUGGCAAGAGCAUUGCGGGCAAGAACAUUGCCAACCCCACAGCUAUGCUGCUUGCCAGCUGUAUGAUGCUGGAUCAUCUCAAAUUGCACAGCCACGCAUCUGUGAUCCGCAAAGCAGUCCUGGCCUCCAUGGAUGAUGCAGAAACCCACACGCCGGAUAUUGGGGGCCAGGGCACAACUUCAGCAGCUGUUCAGUCAAUCCUGCAACAGAUCCGCAAAGCUAACCCUAACCUGGCACAGUAAGUGACAUCCUGAAUUCUAAGAGCAGCAGCAGAGGAAUUUCUCCAUCCCAGCUGCGAAUGAAACAAAUACCUGCUCCUAUCUCCAUAAAAGAGGAAGGCGCAACCCUGCUAUUUGUGAAUGGAAAUGACCCUUCCAUGACAAGCUGUCAAAGCACAAUCUUCAUCUUUUGUACAUAGUCUGUAAGUUGGCAAUUCCUCUCCACCUCCCCAAAGGAAAUAAAUGUAAAUGUG